Balaenoptera ricei (Rice's whale) is the source of this 1901-nucleotide messenger RNA. RefSeq names its product RNA polymerase II subunit D (gene POLR2D). Gene Ontology annotation, molecular function: translation initiation factor binding; nucleotide binding. Gene Ontology annotation, biological process: positive regulation of translational initiation; nuclear-transcribed mRNA catabolic process, deadenylation-dependent decay; transcription initiation at RNA polymerase II promoter. Gene Ontology annotation, cellular component: RNA polymerase II, core complex; P-body. The transcript is spliced from 4 exons. Bases 26 to 454 code for a protein of 142 amino acids. NCBI's taxonomy places the organism in Eukaryota, Metazoa, Chordata, Mammalia, Artiodactyla, Balaenopteridae. The record is from RefSeq and is a predicted model, not a curated record.
GUGGGCUGCGGUGCGCGGCAAGACGAUGGCGGCUGCUGGCAGUGAUCCGCGGGCUGGCGACGUAGAGGAGGACGCCUCACAGCUCAUCUUUCCCAAAGAGUUUGAAACAGCUGAGACACUUCUAAAUUCAGAAGUUCAUAUGCUUCUGGAGCAUCGAAAGCAACAAAAUGAGAGUGCAGAGGAUGAACAGGAACUUUCUGAGGUCUUCAUGAAAACUUUAAACUACACAGCCCGUUUCAGUCGUUUCAAAAACAGAGAGACCAUUGCCAGUGUACGUAGCUUGCUGCUCCAGAAGAAGCUUCAUAAGUUUGAGUUGGCCUGUUUAGCCAACCUUUGUCCAGAGACUGCUGAGGAGUCCAAGGCUCUGAUCCCAAGCCUGGAGGGGCGGUUUGAAGACGAGGAGCUGCAGCAGAUUCUUGAUGACAUCCAGACCAAGCGCAGCUUUCAGUACUGAUCUCCAGGCGUCCCUGCUGCCGGGGGAGCCACGUCACACCCCGGCGCGGCACCGCUCGCCCAGCACCCAGGGCUGCCGUGCACGGAAAGUCUGUUGCACGAGACACCUGGGCUCCCUCUGGACAGAGCGACCCAGUGCUUGGUCUUGGUUUAGGUUGCUCUUUCCAGCUCGACUGUGGGACGCCGCUGACCCGCGUAACCUUGGCGAGGCCUGGCCGCGGCUGCCCGCGCUGGCCUCUGGGGAGGGUGAGGCGGGGCGACGUGCGUCUCGGCCACGCCGCUGGCCGCCUCACGUCACGGUCUUUGGCCCUGGUGUUAUUUUUGAUUCCUAAUAUUUCAUGUUUUAAUUUCAGUGUGUUCGUUGUUUUUGAAGCUGUACUAGAACAUGUAAAACUGGUAUGGGAAACAGUCUCACCUAAAUGCAAAAGGAGCAAUUAAACGAGACCUGUAUCGUUGUUUGAGAUUCUUAAAGAGAGGAUGAUAGCGCCUUGGCGUCAUUGUGCUUAACCCAGGAGACAGGGAAGAGGCUGCCGCCAAGAGUAGUUACACGUGCGGGUGACUGCUGAGCGCCGUGGGGCACAUCGCCGUGAGAUGGACAAGUUCUGGGCCUUUCUUCCUGGGUUGCUGCGCAGCAUAGAUUUGGAGUAAGUGGUCUUUAAGCACUUACUUUGUCACUCCCAAAUUCAGAUUUUUCCUUCCUGGGCCACAUGUGAAGGAGUGAGCACUUCACAGUGUCCUCAUAUGGGGCAUCGGGUCCAAACCUCUGGCCUCCUGCUUAGCAGCAGGUGUUCUGCGAUGGAGGAGACGUGGAAGGAGGGAGCCUGCCACCUCCCGAGCCACUACGGUGGCGUCACUCCAUCUGAGGCUAGUUGCGGAGAAAACACUUGAAUUACUAAACACUGUGGCUCUGAAUUUUCUGAAGGGAAAUAUGCCUGUUUUCUUCACAGUUUGGGGAUUUUUCUUUGAGGCACUUGUUGGCUCCAAGUGAAUUCAUGGUCCAGAGAAAAGGCUGGGGAAAGAACAAAGUUGGCUUUAAAAGUCAAGGUCGUGGGGCUUCCCCGGUGGCGCAGUGGCUAGGAAUCCGCCUGCCAAUGCAGGGGACACGGGUUCGUGCCCCGGUCCGGGAAGAUCCCACAUGCCGCAGAGCGGCUAGGCCCGUGAGCCACAACUACUGAGCCUGCGCGUCUGGAGCCUGUGCUCCACAACAAGAGAGGCCGCGACAGUGAGAGGCCCGCGCACCGCGAUGAAGAGUGGCCCCCGCUUGCCACAACUGGAGAAAGCCCUCGCACAGAAACUAAGACCCAACACAGCCAAAAAUAAAUAAAUUAAUUAAAAAAAAAAUAAAAAAAUAAAAAAAAUAAAGUUCUUCUGAUAUUCACUGAGUACUUACCAUUACCAAGCUUUGUUUCCUUCUAACAUGUACCGGCUGAUUUAUUCUUUAAAAAAAU